Effrenium voratum is the source of this 561-nucleotide messenger RNA. Lineage: Eukaryota; Dinophyceae; Suessiales; Symbiodiniaceae. The record is from the annotation of a GenBank genome assembly.
AUGCGCUCACAUCAAUUGAGUUGCACGCUUGCCUUGCGGGGCUGCAACUUCCCGCUCGCGUUUUCAACGCUGGCGCGCGUUGGGAAUUCAUGUAAUGCUCUCUUCGUGCAGCAUUUGCUUCAGGUUUCGAGACUGAGCUUUGACCAGUUCGGCUGUGGGCGGCUGUCUGGCACACCCGACGACUGUGGUGGCUACAUACUAUGUCUGUCCACGUUGUUUUCGCCAGGAGUCGCUGUGCAAGGCCACACUUGUAUCCCCUUUGCACGGCUUGCUUGCCGUUUACCGUCCACGUUUGAAAGACUUGGAUCGCCAGCCUCUGUUCCGGAGAGCGACCUCCAUCCCCCAAGUUCACAGCCGCUGCCCCAAGGCGCUGUCGGAGAUGACGGGUGCGAAGGUCCCAACGAACCUGACUGGCUCAAGCACCAAAUUUGCCACUCGCCUUUGGAGGAUCGAUCUUUCACCUUGCUCUGUGAGGAGUUCACCCUUAGGCUGAUGUUGCCACAAAAAAUCUCCCACACCUGCGUUGCCCUUGGGAAGAUUCGGCUGCAGAUUUCACAAUGA